This is a messenger RNA of Mugil cephalus (flathead mullet), 2282 nucleotides long. RefSeq lists its product as uncharacterized. The coding region runs from base 155 to 1201 and encodes 348 amino acids. The record is from RefSeq and is a predicted model, not a curated record. Gene Ontology annotation, cellular component: microtubule cytoskeleton; septin complex; synaptic vesicle. Gene Ontology annotation, biological process: cytoskeleton-dependent cytokinesis; regulation of exocytosis; cell division. The transcript has 12 exons. Gene Ontology annotation, molecular function: GTP binding; molecular adaptor activity; GTPase activity. Lineage: Eukaryota; Metazoa; Chordata; Actinopteri; Mugiliformes; Mugilidae.
AACGAAACACUUCAGGGACGAAGGCGGACUCAGGGAAGCGGUUUCCGGGUUUCCCUUCCUGGGCUGGGACGGCGGCGAAAAAAAAAGGCUGCGGCUGAUAAACCACAUUUCAAAUUUACGCACAGGCUUGUCAGACAUCCCGUAAACAGCAGCGAUGUCUCAGUCUGGAGAGAAAGGGAAGUUCCCCGAUGCAGCAGGUUACGUAGGGUUCGCAAACCUCCCGAACCAAGUGCACCGAAAAUCAGUGAAAAAAGGGUUUGAGUUCACCCUCAUGGUUGUAGGGGAGUCUGGUUUGGGCAAAUCGACACUUAUAAACAGCCUGUUUCUCACUGAUCUCUACCCCGAACGCUACAUCCCCGGUGCCGCAGAGAAGAUUGAGAGGACGGUGCAGAUUGAGGCUUCGACUGUUGAAAUCGAGGAGAGGGGAGUGAAGCUUCGUCUCACCGUGGUCGACACUCCCGGAUACGGGGACGCCAUCAACAGCCAGGACUGCUUCAAGACCAUCAUCCAGUACAUCGACAAUCAGUUCGAACGUUACCUCCACGAUGAGAGCGGGCUGAACCGAAGACACAUAGUGGACAACAGGGUUCACUGCUGCUUCUACUUCAUUUCUCCAUUCGGACACGGUCUGAAGCCUCUGGACGUGGAGUUCAUGAAGGCCAUCCACAGCAAAGUGAACAUUGUCCCGGUCAUCGCUAAGGCUGACACACUGACACUGAAGGAGAGAGAUCGCCUGAAGAGGAGGAUCCUGGACGAGAUCGCCGAGCACGGGAUCAAAAUCUAUCAGCUGCCCGAUGCCGACUCCGACGAGGACGAGGAGUUCAAGGAGCAGACCAGAGUCCUGAAGGCGAGCAUCCCCUUUGCUGUCAUUGGCUCCAACCAGCUGAUCGAGGUGAAGGGGAAGAAGAUCCGUGGUCGUCUUUACCCCUGGGGAGUGGUGGAGGUGGAGAACCCCGAGCACAAUGACUUCCUCAAACUACGCACCAUGCUUGUCACCCACAUGCAAGACCUCCAGGAGGUGACUCAGGAUCUGCAUUAUGAGAACUUCCGCUCAGAGAGGCUGAAGAGAGCGGGCAGAGCCGUGGAAGAGGACGUGUUGGAUAAGGACCAGAUCCUGCUACAGAAAGAGGCAGAGCUGAGACGCAUGCAGGAGAUGAUCGCUCAGAUGCAGGCACAGAUGAAGAUGAAAUCAGACGAGUAAAAGGGUCCAGGCCAAAAGGGAAGCACGUGAUCCCCCGGCCCCCUCCACCCCUCACACCAUCACGUACACAGUAUACACAGUAUAUUGUGUAUAUAUGAUCUUCCAGCCGUUCCUGCAGACAAGUAUCCAGGAUCACAUCAUCUUUAUGUUCACUCCACAGCACUUCUACUUCUUCUUCUUCCCUCCAAACAUCCAUCCAUCCAUCAGCUGUUCUGGAGCUUCACGCUUAGGUCUUACUUGUCCAGGCUCUACUCACAGUCCACAACAAAAACGCUGUCAUUCAGUCUUUGAUCUUAAAUAUCGUCCCCAGAGCUGCCAGAGACGACGGUACUGAGACGCUUUGCUAUCAUGCAACAUGUUUACAGAAAUGAUUUUCCAAGUCCAAGCCUUCAGGAAGCACUCUUGAUCUUUUAGAACAUAUUUUAACUUACAAGUAAAACUCUUUGUGUUUCAAUCAGUUAAUGAGUAUUUAAGUAUUCCAUCAUUACCUGGGUACUUUGAUCUUCAGGCAGUAAAUAAAGGUACUAGUGCUUAAAUGUUCAUGUCCAGGAUGAAUAGAGCUCCUGUGUCUUGUAUGUUUCAGUAACGUGUAUUCGUUACUAAUCUCGAACCAUGUUUUUGUAGCCAACAGUAAAAACUAACUCAGCUAUUUAAGAGAAACGGCGAGACCCUAGGAUCUCAUCACACUUAAGAUUAAUUUAAAUUGUAAUUACAGAUAGAGUAAAAAAUAAUAAAAGACAUUUAUGUGUCCAGUAACAAUUUAAAUGGUCAGCUUGUACACUACAUGUGCCGUCUUGUUUUUAACAUACUGUAUUAGUGUUUUCCGAUUUAAAAAUCAUAUUCUACGAUAUUUAACGUGUAAACUCCCUCCAGCCUCCUAACAGUUCUGCAGUGCUGCCAUUGAUGUGCCAUUCACAUUAUCGUCAUUAUUAUUAUUAUCAUGUUCUUCUGUCUUUGGCUCUCAAAUCUUGUCUGUUGAACUUAAGACAAAAGUCCUUAAUCGUGUCUCAUUAAACGCUUGUUUUUAGGUGUCAAUUUUUUUGUAUUUCCCUCUGAAAUAAAAUUUGUUUAGGAAACAAAA